Messenger RNA from Hordeum vulgare subsp. vulgare (domesticated barley), 1856 nucleotides. RefSeq names its product beta-1,4-mannosyl-glycoprotein 4-beta-N-acetylglucosaminyltransferase-like. Lineage: Eukaryota; Viridiplantae; Streptophyta; Magnoliopsida; Poales; Poaceae. Gene Ontology annotation, cellular component: membrane. The coding region runs from base 402 to 1574 and encodes 390 amino acids. Gene Ontology annotation, biological process: protein N-linked glycosylation; N-acetylglucosamine metabolic process. The transcript has 2 exons. Gene Ontology annotation, molecular function: beta-1,4-mannosylglycoprotein 4-beta-N-acetylglucosaminyltransferase activity. The record is from RefSeq and is a predicted model, not a curated record.
CCAGCUCUUCCGCCAGCCCACCCACAGCCGGAACGACGCGCAAGCAGAGCAGGCCACCACCCAAACGGCUAUAAUUAGACACGACGGUUCCCAUAAUCCCCUUGCUCUUGCCUCCUCCUAUCUCUCACCUCCCACCCCACGCGCAAACACAACCCUCGUAUUUCCGCGUAUUCCCACACAACACCCUCCUUCCUCUAUACGAACUCCGACAGCGCCGAGCCGUGUCGACCGCAAACAAUUAGCCCACACCUCGAGGACACCAGCGCAAAAACACCGCCCGCCACCGGGGCGCCCAAGAGACCGCCGCCGGCCGAUCGGAGCACCAUUGGAGUCGCGCGCGCCUCUCCCCGCCUGCUCCGCGCGUCCGGGCGCUGACCCGUUCGUCCGGCCGUGCUGCCGCGAUGGACGCCGCCGGCUACUACACCAACUGCAAGAAGACCGACGGAAUCUGCGAGGGCAUCUGCGACGGCGAGCAUGGUUCAAAAUCUGUUCUGAGCAUGUCAAGGCUGAAGUGCGCCCUUCGGGGGUUUGAUUUAAAGGCCCUUCUGUUCCUGCUGAUUGGUGUGCCAAUUAUAAUCUUCGUCAUAUAUGUUCAUGGCCAGAAGGUCACUUAUUUCCUCAGACCUAUCUGGGAGAAGCCCCCGAAGCCUUUCACAGUACUUCCUCAUUACUAUCAUGAAAAUGUUUCAAUGGCGAACCUCUGCAAGUUGCAUGGAUGGAAGGUCCGGGAGGCUCCACGGCGUGUCUUUGACGCGGUGCUUUUCAGCAACGAGCUCGACAUUCUUGAUAUCCGUUGGCACGAGCUUAGCCCGUAUGUGUCAGAAUUUGUGCUGCUCGAGUCCAAUUCAACCUUUACUGGCCUGGAAAAGAAGCUCCACUUCAAGGAAAACCGCCAAAAGUUUGAGUUUGCUGAAUCACGGUUGACCUAUGGUAUGAUAGGGGGAAGGUUUGUGAAGGGGGAGAACCCAUUUGUCGAGGAAUCCUAUCAGAGAGUCGCGCUUGACCAGCUUCUAAAGAUCGCCGGAAUCACUGACGAUGACCUGUUGAUUAUGUCUGAUGUUGAUGAGAUCCCAAGUGGUCAUACAAUCAACCUGUUGAGAUGGUGCGAUGAUACGCCUGAGAUACUUCACCUUCAGCUGCGGAACUAUCUCUACUCGUUUGAAUUCUUCCUUGAUGAUAAGAGCUGGAGAGCUUCGAUACACAGAUACCGAGCGGGGAAGACGAGGUACGCCCAUUACCGGCAAACUGACGAGCUUUUGGCGGACUCAGGGUGGCACUGCAGCUUUUGCUUUCGGUACAUAAAUGAUUUUGUCUUCAAAAUGAAAGCCUAUAGCCAUGUGGACCGGAUCAGAUUCAGCUACUUCUUGAACCCCAAAAGAAUUCAGCAUGUGAUAUGCCAAGGGGCUGAUCUCUUUGAUAUGCUUCCGGAGGAGUACACGUUCCAAGAGAUCAUCGCCAAGCUUGGGCCGAUUCCGAGCACGUAUUCGGCCGUUCAUCUUCCCGCCUAUCUACUUGAGAAAUUCGACCAGUACAGAUAUCUUCUUCCUGGCAACUGCAUGAGAGAGAGUGGGUAGCCUUAGCGUUUGUAUUUGAUACCAAUGGGCUGGCUGACUUAGUUGGGGUGGCGUUUCGGUUGAGUUCAUGAUUUUGUACCAUGUAAUUCAUCAUUCAAAACAAUGGAAGAGGGGCCUGCCUGACAGCAUAGCGCAUGCUCGGUGGCUGCGUGCUUGUUUUAGUUUUGAAAGAGGAGCUUAGCAGUGUGUGUGCUUACCACCUGAGUCUCUUGUUGAUUCAUUGCUUCCAUGAUUGAUUUAUGAACUCAGAAAAUAUAUUGUAGAUUAUUUGUCUCUUGUUGA